Messenger RNA from Neltuma alba, 739 nucleotides. RefSeq names its product 40S ribosomal protein S19-3. Bases 98 to 529 code for a protein of 143 amino acids. Gene Ontology annotation, biological process: translation; ribosomal small subunit assembly. NCBI's taxonomy places the organism in Eukaryota, Viridiplantae, Streptophyta, Magnoliopsida, Fabales, Fabaceae. Gene Ontology annotation, cellular component: cytosolic small ribosomal subunit; ribosome. The record is from RefSeq and is a predicted model, not a curated record. The transcript is spliced from 4 exons. Gene Ontology annotation, molecular function: structural constituent of ribosome; RNA binding.
AACCCUAGUUCGCAGAGCCGUCUUCUUCUCCUCCCACUCCUCAAGCGGCUAUCAGCUCCCGGGUUUCUCUCUCGCUCUCCCUCUCUCUGCUUCAACCAUGGCUACUGCUAGAACUGUCAAGGACGUCUCGCCUCAUGAGUUCGUGAAGGCUUAUUCUGCUCAUCUCAAGCGAUCUGGCAAGAUGGAGCUUCCCGAGUGGACAGAUAUUGUGAAGACUGCAAGAUUCAAGGAGCUGGCUCCAUAUGAUCCUGAUUGGUACUAUGUCAGGGCUGCCUCCAUGGCUAGGAAGAUCUACUUGAGAGGGGGUCUUGGUGUUGGUUCUUUCCAGCGGAUCUAUGGUGGGAGCCAGAGGAAUGGUAGCCGUCCCCCUCAUUUCUGCAAGAGCAGUGGUGCUAUUGCUCGUCACAUUCUUCAGCAGUUGCAGAGCAUGAACAUCAUUGAAAUCGAUGCCAAGGGUGGCAGGAAAAUCACUUCAAAUGGUCAGAGGGAUCUUGACCAAGUGGCUGGAAGGAUUGUGGUGGCCCCUUGAUCUGUGAAUUGUUGAGGACUAUCCUAGCAAAAUACAUUUAGGGUUUGAGUUUUUCCUCGGAGAUAGAUGUGUUUAAAUGUGAUGGGCAAAUUUUGGCUUUAGUUAUUGAAUGUUUCUUAAAAAGGACAUACUUCAUGCUAUGUUGUUGAGUCCGUUAUAUGAUACUAUUGCUUUUCUCUUUUUUAAAUUUAUUUUUGAACCGAGGUGUCA